This is a messenger RNA of Chelonia mydas (Green sea turtle), 9078 nucleotides long. RefSeq names its product inositol monophosphatase 2 (gene IMPA2). Gene Ontology annotation, biological process: inositol metabolic process; phosphatidylinositol phosphate biosynthetic process; signal transduction. The record is from RefSeq and is a predicted model, not a curated record. The coding region runs from base 411 to 1283 and encodes 290 amino acids. Lineage: Eukaryota; Metazoa; Chordata; Testudines; Cheloniidae. The transcript has 8 exons. Gene Ontology annotation, molecular function: inositol monophosphate 1-phosphatase activity.
AGGCUCUCAUCGCAGAGAGGCGGCGCUGGGGGAGAGAGUGACAGGGGCAGUCCCUCCCCUGUGCACCGGGGAGAGGAGGAAGGGGGAAGAGAGGAGGAGGAGAGAAACAGGAAAGGCGGGGGUAAGAGGGUGGAGGAGAGCGGGGGAAGGCGGCAGCAGCACGACAGACACCCGGCCGCUGGAAGCAGCAGCCUGCGGCAGCUGGAACCUGCCCGCUCGCCUCCCCCCAGCUACAGCAGCCCGGGGCAGAAGCCGGAGGAGUUUCCGAGCAAAUCUGAUUGGUUCGGGGGGAGCUGGAGCGCGGCCCCCACCCUCCCACUUCUGCUCCUUGGCAGUGAGAUUGACAGGGAGCCCCGGGAGCUGCCUGCCGCGUGGGGUGCGCAGGCGAAGAGGCGGCGGGAGGAGCUGCGAUGAAGCCCUGCGAAGAGGAGGGGCUGGGGGCUGCGGCCGGAGGGGACCCCUGGCAGGAGUGUAUGGAGGUGGCGGUGCAGCUGGCGCGCCGGGCUGGGCAGAUUAUUAGGAAAGCUCUUACAGAGGAAAAACAAGUGUCUACAAAAACAUCUGCAGCUGAUCUUGUGACAGAAACUGAUAAUUUUGUGGAAAAUGUGAUUAUUUCUGCUCUGAAAGAGAAGUUUCCCUCCCACAGGUUUAUUGGAGAAGAGUCCACUGCUGCUGGUUCAAAGUGUGUCCUCACUGACAAUCCUACCUGGAUUAUUGAUCCCAUUGAUGGAACCUGCAAUUUUGUGCACAGGUUUCCAACAGUGGCAGUUAGCAUUGGAUUUGCUGUUAACCAAGAGCUUGAAUUUGGUGUAAUUUACCAUUGCACUGAAGAACGAUUAUAUACUGGUAGAAGAGGUCAAGGGGCAUUUUGUAAUGAAAAAAGGCUUCAGGUAUCAAAAGAGACAGAUAAGUCGAAGGCCUUGAUCUUAACAGAAAUUGGUCCAAAACGUGACCCUGAGACUUUGAAAUUGUUCCUCGGUAACAUGGAGAGCUUACUCAAAGCCCAAGUACAUGGGAUCCGUGUAAUUGGAAGUGCUACCUUGGCUCUGUGCCAUCUAGCAUCUGGUGCUGCAGAUGCAUAUUACCAGUUUGGUUUACAUUGCUGGGACUUGGCAGCAGCUACUGUCAUUAUUAGAGAGGCAGGUGGUAUUGUGAUAGAUACUUCAGGGGGACCUCUAGAUCUCAUGUCAUGCCGAGUGAUUGCUGCUGGCACUAAAGAGAUGGCCAUGUUCUUAGCUCAGGAAAUACAGACUAUUCACUACAGACGGGAUGAUGAGAACUGACGGACAUUAAAUACUUUUACAAGUAACAUGGAGUUUGUCCUUCUAAACUACUUAACUUCUUCCAAGAUGGGUGUCUUAGAGGGUACAUGAUUUUAACAGCAUGUUUUCUGUGCAGGUCUUUUGUGUCAAAUGUUUUAAACAAUUUUAUUACAAGGUGGCUUCCCAACAUUGUAGGGCGGGAGGAGGGAGAUUUUUAAAACCUCUAAGAUUUGUGGCUUCUUUUUAAUAUGCAUCUAUUUCAGCAGUACCUUUUAUAUAUGAUCACCUGUAGCGCUUGUUGCCAGAUUCGAAGUUUCACAUCUGUUCAGGCUAAAACGGAGUCUUUUGGAACAUAUUCAACUAAAAAGAAAACUUUAUUUUUACAAAACACAGAUCUCAGGUAAAUGAGCUUUAGGAUUGUAGUAGAUGAUAAGUAGUUAAAAUGUGUGCCUACCAUACCCAUAUUCAACAGUACUUGAGAAUGCAAUAAAAAGUGUUAUUACUCCAUUUCUCUUUUCCAACUAUAUCAUGACCAUAUAUAUGUAUAUUUUGGAUGUUUACAGUGAUUUACAAAGUGUACAGAAGGAGGUGAUUUUAGGUAUUUGUUUCAAGGAAGAGUAUAUAUUCACUUUAUGAAUGCAGUGGGAGUUACCUACAUGGUUAAUAACAGAGCUGCUAAAAAAAUGGGAAAUAUUUCAUGAUUUUUUUUUUCAAAUUGUCCAACCAACUCUAGCUUAUAGAGAAUGUUAACCAAUUGGGACCAAAUCUUACAGUCCUUACUGAACCCUUACUGAGAGCUCAAACCUGAAAACAUUUACUAUCAUGGAGUAGCUGUGACUAGUGGGCAAGUGCUUACUACCAUGAGUAUUGAAGUCUAUGGGGACUAUUCACAAUGGUAAAUACUAUACAUGGUAGUUAGUUCUGGAGAAUAGGGCCCUAUGUCAAGGAACUAUUGACUUCAGUGGAAGUUUUGCCCAAGAAGAAACAGCAUGAUUUGGUGUUAAGGGGUAAAUUGUAAAAAUUGCCACCUUAGUUGUGCUUGCAAAAGGCUAAUUGUAAACGUAAAGUAUUCAUUUUGCACGUACAAUUGUAGUCACCUUCAGAAUAUCUGGAAACCUUGUAAAGUAAAUGACUAAAUCUAAAAGAACAAAAAUUCUGUGCAACUCUAGUUUUGUGUUUGGCACUUUUUUUAAAAUCAAGUUCAUUUUUUCGCCUUCCUCUGUAGCAUGGGGCACGGGUCACUUGCUGGAGGAUUCUCUGCUCCUUGAAGUCUUUAAACCACUAUUUGAGGACUUCAAUAGCACAGACAUAGGUGAGAGGUUUUUUGCAGGAGUGGUGGGUGAAGUUUUGUGGCCUGCGUUGUGCAGGGGGUCGGACUGGAUGAUCAUAAUGGUCUCUUCUGACCUAAAUAUCUAUGAAUCUAUGAUACUUACUAUUUUUUUUAAAAGAAAUCAUAUCAUCUGACACUACUGAACUUCUUAAAUGUUAGUGUCCAGAAAAGAAUCUGAGAUUAAACAUGGGGACUUACCUCUAGUUUUUCUAUUGAUGUUGCGAAUUCAAAUCUACAAUUAUUUUUGAAUAAUACAAAGAAACAAAAAGGCCCACAAAAUACACAUAGGUCUAAAUUUUCAAAAUCUGUUCCUAAAUUGCACAUGCAGAUUAUGUAAAUGUGCACGUAAACUGCGAUGAGAAACUGGAAAUUGAGUGUACAGUUAUCCAUUUUGCAUGCACAACUAAAGAACACAUUGUUAAAAAUAUUAGCCAUUGUACAUGCCUUUUUAUUUUCUUCUGUGAAAAAUGUUUUUCAUUACGAGUAUAACUUGUAUACUGUAUUUUUUAAAAUGAGAAAUGCAAAAUUCUGGCUGUGGAGAGAAUGGCUAAAAUAUAGGGCCCUGAUUUAGCAAAGCAUUUAAGCACAUGCUUAAGUCUCAUUGGCCCUGAUUCUCCUCUCCAUCAAAGCACCUCAGACGCAGAGGACAAUGACAGAUUCAGGAAGCUGGCUGUAAUUCCCUGAUCUCCGGCCACUUAGCCGGGACAGAAGACAGAGUAGGCCCCCUGCUGCUCUAGCUUCUGCCACUGAUUGAUGUAAGCUUGGUAAAUGAGCUUACACCUGCAGGGAAUCAGAGGUAGUGGAGUUCAGCUCACCAGCCUAUCCCAACAAGCUUCCUUCUUUUCCUUAUGCCAGAGAGAGAGCUGGUUUAAGAGGUGUCUAUACCACCUCUACCAGCUUUACAUCAGUAGAGAUUCCUUGUACACAGGAAGACUCUCUGCCUGGUUUAAAUUCACUCUGCACCACUUACAUGAUGCACUUAAUGGAUGAAAGAAUCCUGUCCACUGAUUUUCAUGGCAUUUGAGCACACUUAAGUGCUUUGCUGAAUUGGGGCCUCAGUGAGGUGGGAAGGGGAAUGUCCAGAAAUCCAGUCUCAGAUUCACCUGUUACUGUCUUGGAUAAAACAUUAUUUUUUAAAAAUAAAUAGAGAGCUUGUUCUGAGAGUUGAUGAGCGCCUCAGACUCCUACUGAUGUUAGUGGAGUCGCAGCUGAUCAGUAGCUUAAGGAGAAGGCCCAGAGUUUGCAGUGCCAUUGGCCACGGUGAUUCUCACAUUUUACUUAGAAUUAUUAAUUAGCUGACAGUUCUUAGAGGUAAAUCUUGUCCUCGAUUUUGACUUUCCCUUCCAUCUUUCCUUGCUUGCUAGCUAAAGCUCUCUUUUGUAGGCAUAUUCCUUACUGUAGACUUUCCAUUCUAAGGUUUAAAUUAAUACCGUGUGUAUAGCAUGGGAGCCAAAUCUGUACGUGUUUAAUUAGGACUCUUUUUUUCCUUCAAUAAAAUAAGGUUGGUAGCUACUCUUUAACCAGCAGUUAUAAAAUUAGUAUUUUUAAAACAAUGAAGAUGUGAAAGGUUACAAUCCAUUUCACAUGCUUUGGGUUGUUUUUACAACACGUUUCAGGCGUUAGAUUAUUUUGGAGGCCAGUUUCUGAAACCAGAGGCAAUAUUUAAAUAUGAACAAAGAUGAUAAGUUAUAAAUGUUGAGAACAAGUGUUUCCUAUCCUGAAUGUCAUAACCUGUGCUGGCAUUUCUUCCAUGUUCGUAUCCCAGUGAAAGUUGGUGGAGAUUUCAGAAGAGAGUAAGGAGAAGCCAUGGGCAUCUCUGAUACACUAAAGGAUAUUUUUUUGUGGUGUCAUACUCUUGUGUCCCUAGUGUAUUCAGGAUGAAAAAUAGUUUGUUUUACAAACAAUCUAAUCAUUUUAAUUACAGGACAGUCAUUUGUAAAUGUAUUUAAAAAUGUACUUUUAGGGGUUGAAGAUGCUUUUUUCAUUUCCACCCAGAAAAUUAUAUAAAUGUAUUCAUCUUUUUUUUUACGUUAUCAGAAUGUGGCUGCAAUUGGAUCUAUGCAGGCAGAUUCUGCACCUUUGCAGAGCCUUAUUGAAAUCAUGAGUUUGCCUGCAUGAAUCAGGCCUACAUGUUUUUCCAGCUGUUGGAAAAAAAUUCAAAAAUGCUUGUUUUGUGCUUGGAUAACUCAAAAACAACUGUUUUAAAUCUCUAGGCUUUAUAGUAUUUAAUCUGAAAUGAAAACUAGUGCCUUUGCCAUAUAAAAAUAAUGUGGUUUUGAAAAAAACAAAAUCAUGGGCAUUUUAAAACAGUAUAUGGCAUGUGCAUAGAACACUCAGUUCUAUUUGUAGAAACAUAAAGGAAGCUAGUAUGUGUCAAACGUCUGCAGUUAUGAAUAUCUUAGACCACAUGUGUGUAACUGGGUGACUAGAUCUUUAUUUACACUGCAAGUGUGUACAUGCUCUGAAUAGAUUAUAUCUUUUAUUCAAGGGAGUGCUGCUCAGCAUCCUAUUCCUUUACUUUUCAGUCUGUCACCUGCACAAUGGUUUAGAACAUUUUAAAUCUACUGUUUUGGUAUAAUAAUCUGAAAUAAUAAUGUACAAUUCAUGUAUAAGUGCAUUCUGGUGUGAACAAACAAACUACGGGAAUAACAGUAAACUGCAGAUAAAGUAAAGUGUUCCAUUACAUGAUCACACAGCAUAGAGAAAUGUGAUAUACUGUUCACCAAAUACUAAGUAACAUAGAAAGGAACUCCAUCUUUUUCUAUAACAUUUAGCACAUAUAACAAAAGCACUAUGUAUUUCUGUCAUGUGGCAUACUAACGUACAGCUUUUACACAUCCCCAGGUUUUGAUCUGUAACAUGUUACAGACACCACAGUUUGCAUGCACCAGUAAUGUCAAGACUCUAAUACACUACACCCUAUUGAACUGGUUACAUAUUUAACAUUUUCUAUUGCCAUUGUCCUUAUAAGGAGGUGGGGCAGAAAAGCCAAUAAAUGCUCAAGUUUUCAAUAACAUAUCCCUUAAAAUCAUCCCAUCCCAGUCCACUGCAGUCAAGGAAUUGCACCUGUUUACAACAGAGCAUUUUUAGCCCUAGAAAUACUACUGAGGUAAAACAUUCAUGGUGCUACAGAGGGAGUGUCUCUUAUCGCUGAACAAUUACUUCGGAUUUAGAGUGUGCAGUGCCCAGUUUACUCCAGAAGGAAUACUGUCCACUUCUUAGGAGAGGCCACUGACAGUUGAUAAGAUCAAGAUCAUCAUUAAUGGAAACUUAUAUCAGCAGCUGUUACAAAAAUAUUGUUCACUUAUUUUCCUGCACUCUGUCAGUGCUGUGUAUAACACUUAAUGGGGUAAUAUAAACCCAGUUAGUAACUCUCAGUUUGAAAUUAUUUUAAAUGUUUUUGUAACAAUCUAUUUUUCAAUGAGAAAAGGAUUAUAAUCUGCAUUAAACAUACGGUAGACAGAAAUUGAGAGACAGAGUCUAUUUCUCUGCUUUAUGAACUCUACGUGCAAAAACAUGGAAAUUUAGACAUACACAAGGUUAAGUGGUUGUAGGUUUGGUGUGGGUUGUUUGUUUGUGAAUGGCUUUGCUGGCAGCCAAAUAUCUUAGAAAAAUUCAAAGAAGGAUUCGUUAUUGGAAAGAAGAUAGCACAUUCAGGCACACAGGCUAGGAUAAAAAUUUAUAAGGGCUGUAGACAGAGCCUCAUGCUUCAAGGUACAAGAUGAUUACUAUCCUGAAUGCUAAAAAUGUCAGGAUUAAAAAGUAAAUAGUAUUGAACUGCACAGAGUGAAUUUAGGGGGAAGAGUUUACACUUCCUUCCUCUAAAACUUCAAGUAUUGACCUCCAUCAUAGACAAGAUAUCACAGUAUCUGGACCACUGGUGUGUUCUUAUUUGAGUGAGGAAAACAUUGAAUUGUGAAACCCUCUCUGAGUAGCACUUGAGCCCUGGUGCUUCCAACAGACAAAAGCUGUAAGAGUACCAUUGUCUCUCCUAAAUAAUCAAAGGUGUUAAUAAACUCCUAAUCAUGGAGGGUAAAAUUUUCAAAAGUGCCUUAAUGACUCAGGAGUCUAAGUCCCAUUGACUUUGAAUAGGACUUAGGCACCUAAUUGAUGUAGGCACUUCUGAACAUUUUACCCUGAAUGUUUAUCUAGCUCUUGUUUGUUUAACACAAAAAAGUACAUCAGAAAGUGAGCAAGGUUUGACAGAGAAUAAAACACAGCAUAAUUUCAAGGAUCGAUUCUUGUAAUAAGCACUGACCCAAAGAUCUAAAAAAAUCUGUUUAGCUCAUACAUCAACAUCUUUUACUAUGACAGAAUUCAGGACACAUCAGUUAUCCUCUGAUAGUAAAAAGGUGUGGAGGAGGGGAAGUAAUCAAUAUUGUGUAUUGGCCUCUAGCCCUCCAUCUCUAUAAUUUCCAACAAUGUGGUGGUAUAUUAGUUCUGUGCUUCUUAAUCUUGUAUGCUUUUAAAAUAAUAUUAAAGAUUUAAGAUAAGUAUAUCCCUGUUCUGCCCAUCAUUUAGCCAUUGAUAAUGCUAAUAUAUUCCUUACUGCCUGAAAUACUGACACUGCUCUGGCAUGUCAGAAAUCCCAUUUCUGGAACUCUGCAUCUCCUUGAAUUACUUCCUGAAGUCAGGGUACUUGGAAGAGUUUAAAAUAAUUUUUCAAAGAACUAAAUUGUAAUCAGAAGAUCCUGUGCCCCUUUUAACUUUUAAGCAAUGUAUGAGACCAAAUCUCAGCAUAACAGGUAGUGAAGAGGUACCAUCCAUCUCUGUCAAAUGUAACAAAAUGUAUCUUGGAUAUAUCUCUUUCUUUUUUCCACAUAUUAUAUAUACGCAUUGUGUGUGUGUGUGUGAGAGAGAGAGAGGAUGUGAAGUUGCUGAAAUUGAGACAGUGGUCUUUCUAAAUACUAUAGAAUCAAUGGUCACUUCUAAAUCAUUAGUUGGUAGACAUAAUAUGAACACUUACAUGCUAAUUUUUAAAUUAAUUCAGGUAUGAUUGGAAUGCUGUCAAGAACAAACUGGUGACAGAAAUAUCAAAUUCAAUCACUUUUGUUUGUCCAUUGGAAUAAGUAACACAUUGUUCUUCUACAAUACAGCUAUUCUGUGGUGCCUAAUGUUGCUCAUGUUACUUCCUUGUUAAGCAGUAUCAACAGAUUAUGCAGGAGUGCCUCAGUUUAGAAAUCAUGGUGCAAACUCACCCCUGCUAUAAGUGGGCCCAACUCCACUGAUGUCAAUGAAGUUGAGCCCCUGGGCAGUGAAUUUAACCCUAACUCUCCAAAGCUAUAAAAAUAAGAAAUAUGCUUAAAGGCUAUUGAUUUUUAACUAGCAGACAGUAUUGUACAUAAAUACUUACUUUUCCUCUGUCCAGUACAAAUAAUGAGUGCUCCUAAAUGCUUGUUUCAGGUACUCAACGCUUUUCAGGAUCAUUCCCAAAGCUUCGGACAGUUGAUGUGUUAACAAGUUCCUUUGUUAUAUGUUUAAUAAAUACAAUAAUGAAAUUGUUUUCUAAUAUUUUUAUGAUAGUUUGGAAAUGUAGGCCCAGAUCCCCAAGGACAUUUAAGGGAAGCUAGAAGCUUAAAUAUCUUUGUGGAUCUGGGCCCUAUUGCCUGAGGCUCUCCUGCCUUGCAACUAGUGUAAUCAUGUACACUUGUGCAAAGUGGGUGAAAAAUGCUACUAGAUUAGAUAGUAUUUUGCACCCACUUCGCAUGGACAGAAUAAUUACAAGAAGUGCAAGUGCACUCUAAUUAUAAAUAUUUUGGAAAUUACCACACUUUGCUGCAGAUUAUUUGAGCUGCACUGUAUUCCUGUACUACUCUUAACCUAUUUAUAAACUUUUAGGGGGGAGAAUGAUGGGUAAAUUAUCAAACUUUUUAGCUGAUAAAAAGGCCGGAUAACAUAUUCACCACUGUAAACAAAUCCAUAUUUUAACAUAAUUUGAGCUGCUAUUGUUACAUUCUCACUACCAAAAAGAUGUUUUAUAGAUUAUAGCCAUAUAUGGAUUGCUCUUACUGUUCUUAGUUUUUUGACUGAAGACAUGUCUUCAUAAAUAUAACAGUGCUUAUCUUUUCACUUUGUAGUUACAGAUAUUUUUAAAUCACAGGAGGAAAUGGUUAUUGUAUUAAAAACAUAAGUAGGAACUGGAAAUCUAGGCCAAAUUAAUGCCUGAUAUAAGCAGUGUACUUUCCAUUGGUUUCAUCGGGAGCUCCCCCUACUUAUGCCAGGAUUGAAUUUGGGCCACUGUCUAAAAUAGGAAAAUGGAUUUCACUUUGAAAAUAUGUUUAUAAAAAAGUCAGAAAUGUCCAUGUAUUACUGAGUUUUUCUUUUCUAAUGCUAUGCUCUAUAUAUCAGAUGGUAUCUUUCGUUUUGUACUAUACCAUAUAUAACUGUAGUUUUUAUUUUAAAUGUUGUUUGUUUGUUUUGUUUUUGUAAUAAAUGUUAAAAGUUAAUGGUCAGUAAAACUUACUGAAUUGACCAAUGUGAAAAUUA